CAGGUUCAUGCUAUUGGCCACGUGCCCCACCUGAGACUUGCAGAACUUGCCGCUUCGUCCCGUUCUGGUACUAACAUGGAAGGUGGCGACGGGACUGGUGGGAGCACACCAAAUGCUCCUCGUCUAGCAUUGCAAGCUCUCGUGAUCAGUGUCCACGAGGGAAGAAAUGGUGAAAAUGGCACAGAUGGAGAGAGGAGGGCAGACGAGGACGAGCGGGCGGCACGCGUUCAACCAAUCGCCGUGCGCGUUUUCUCGUCUUCCUUUUUUUUUGGGUCUGAGACGAACAGGUAACGUCAAGCCAAGGCCUUGCGACGCUUCUCUCCUCCCUCCUCCAAUUUAGAGAUGAGCGGGCUACCGGGUGCUUCGUCUUCGGGGUCGCAAGGAUCGCCAUCAUCUCUCUCUUCUUCUUCUUCCUCCUCUUCUUCUUUCUCUUCGUCUUCUUCUUCUUCCUCCUCCUCCCCCUCUUCUCCCUCUUCUUCCCCAGAAUCAGCUCCUUCCACAGAAGCGCCAGCGCCAGCCUCAUCAAGCGCGAGCACGUCGGAUAACGCCGAUGCGAACGCCUGCCAUCAGCAAGGAACGUCCUCGCUUGACAAGGGGCCUGUGACGUCAACCUCUGCCCCUACAAGUGCCUCGUCGCGCCUGUGGUCCUCCUGGAUUUCGCCUUCGUCUUCUGCUUCCAAUGCGGCCUCAUCUGCACUGGAAGAGCGCAAGAAGCGUCGUCCGACCUUUGAGGAUUUUCGAGCUCAGGAGCCACCACAAGCCCGAUUGAUUCGGCUGCGAGGCUUAUUUGACGUCUUGCUCGACAAAGACGAUGAGUCGGCCCUGGCGGGCGGCAGAGCAAAGGAGGAAUGGACCAGGAGCGCGAUGCGCGCUCGAUACGGCGCCGGAGGCGUGUAUGCGAGAGGUUCGCUGGCAAAGAAAGGAAGCAGCGAGGUAAAUCCCGACAUCUUCUCAUCUCAGACGACCACCUCGCAGCUGCAAUCGUUGCCCUCGGCCACGACACCCAGCAGCAGCGGCGGCGGCGGCGGCGGUGGUGGUGGUGGUAGUGGCACCGCGCCCACUCCAAGCCCGCCGAGACAAUCGUACGCCAAGGAGCUUUUGGCUCAGUGUCGGGAAUGUCGUGCUGAGCUCGAACGGGAAAGGGCAAAGGUGGAGGCGAAGGAGAGGAAGCUGGCCGAGAGGGAAGCAGGAGCGAAUUCGAGCGGAUCAGAGUGGUGGAACCUGGCUCGAUACUAUCAUAGAUUCGGAGGCAGCGAAGAUAAGGAGCCGGCCUCUGGCCUCAAGGCAACACUGGUCGAUCUCAUUAGCCUAGGGACAGGCUCGGAAGAAAGCAAAGAAGAGGAGUCACCUUCCUCUCUGUUAUCGUCCGUCACAUCACUCUUCUCGUCGGCAUCACCACCUUCCUCAACGACAGAUCUGCAUUCGGAUCACGAGGGCGAAGCAGGCUGGAUCGGUUCCGGCGUUUGGGGUCUGUCUGCCGUGGGUCAAAAGCAGAGGCAGGCCGAUAGGGAAAGAGAUGAAAAGGUGGGCAAAGGUCACGUUGUAGAAGAUGAUGGAGGACGAAGACAGAGACAGAUUGAGUGGGAAGGCUUUCUGCGGUAUGCCGAGCAAAAGGAGCGAGAGCUAUACAAGAUCUUUGUCGAGCUGGACAGAAAUGGCGACAUGCGCCUCGACGUCAGCGAGAUCAAUACGGCUCUCGAUCGAGCGGGCAUCGGGCUGCAUCGAGCUGCGUUGGAGGACUUCAUCGCCAGUCUAGCUUCAUCUUCGAAACAUCAAGGCGAAUAUCCGUCGUCAAUCACCUUUCCUCAAUUUCGCGACUAUUUGCUGCUCUUGCCUCGGAAGCCUUCCGUCAAUGAGAUCUACCGAUUUUAUCAGGUACGAAAAGCAUUUGGCCUCUUUGGGUCUCAGGGCAUCUUUGCGGAAUUCAGCGAGUCAUGGGGCAAAUCUGAGCGCCAUGGUGCGACUGCUGUGAGCUUCGACGGCGAAGUUAGCCUGGCUGGCGAGGAAAAGAAGAAGAAAAGUCCGAUUGCACCAACGACGAUGACAGCAGCAGCGACCACUACGACGAGGAACGAGCCAAAUGCAUCUGAUGAUGCAGUGACGCCGGCAAAGACGCAACAGCAGGCAAGCCAAGCGCCGGAAGAGCACGAAGAACUGGAGGGAGAGGGGGAGGAAGAGGAGGACUCAGACAUGAUCCAUGGCGAUGUGGCCAUCAAAUUCCUUCUCGCUGGAGGAAUUGCCGGCGCGGUCUCUCGGACGGCAACAGCGCCCUUUGAUCGGCUGAAGAUUUACCUCAUCACCAGUGCACAGAUGCCCGCCACUCAGCAGGUCUCGGCGUCGAUGGCCAAAACUCCGGUCGAGGCAUCGACAAAGCUUGCUUCACGGGGUGCCGGUAUGCUCGGGCAAGCCAUCUUUGCACUCUACAAGGAGGGCGGCGGCCUCAAGGCCUUUUGGAUCGGCAACGGUCUCAACUGCCUCAAGAUCUUUCCUGAAUCCGCUAUCAAGUUUCUGUCGUAUGAGAUGUCGAAGCGCGCGUUUGCGAAGUACGUCGAUGGCGUCUCGGACUCUCGCGACAUUUCAGGUUCGAGCAGAUUCAUGUCCGGUGGCAUCGGAGGUAUUACGAGCCAGCUAGCCAUUUAUCCCAUCGAGACGCUCAAGACUCGUUUGAUGUCGUCGCAGGGCGGCCAAAAGCAAGGUAAUCAACUCCUUGUUGCAACCGCCAGAGAUAUGUGGCGAAACGGCGGGAUGAGGACUUACUACCGAGGCUUGACCGCCGGCCUGGUGGGCGUCUUCCCGUACUCUGCCAUCGACAUGUCGACCUUUGAGGGCAUCAAGCUCUUUUGGAUCAAGUACACCGGUCGAGAGGAGCCCAGCGUACUGGCUCUGCUCGCUUUCGGAAGCAUCAGCGGGAGCGUGGGCGCCACUACUGUGUAUCCUUUGAACCUGGUCCGGACACGACUGCAAGCAGCCGGCACACCCGCCCACCCGCAAACUUACACAGGCUUCGCCGACGCAUUUCGCAAGACGUACAGUCACGAGGGCGUCGUCGGCUUUUACCGUGGCCUAGUUCCCACUUUAGCCAAGGUGGUGCCAGCCGUGUCAAUUUCUUAUGUCGUUUACGAGCGUUCAAAGCGCCACCUCGGAGUACAGUAGCUUCGCUUCCUUUGCAUUCGCCUUUUCGGGACAUUCCUCUCUCAACUCACACAAAUGUCUUUGCCUUGUUAUUUCAAUUGAUGCUCCUUUUCACC
This is a messenger RNA of Acaromyces ingoldii, 3248 nucleotides long. Its product is annotated as mitochondrial carrier. Gene Ontology annotation, molecular function: ATP transmembrane transporter activity; calcium ion binding. The coding region runs from base 343 to 3153 and encodes 936 amino acids. The record is from RefSeq and is a predicted model, not a curated record. NCBI's taxonomy places the organism in Eukaryota, Fungi, Basidiomycota, Exobasidiomycetes, Exobasidiales, Cryptobasidiaceae. Gene Ontology annotation, biological process: transmembrane transport. The transcript has 4 exons.